Molecule: messenger RNA, 803 nt
Organism: Aspergillus glaucus CBS 516.65
Lineage: Eukaryota; Fungi; Ascomycota; Eurotiomycetes; Eurotiales; Aspergillaceae
Product: putative transcription initiation factor TFIID subunit 13
Exons: 2
Coding region: 48-572 (174 amino acids)
Biological process (GO): RNA polymerase II preinitiation complex assembly; transcription by RNA polymerase II
Cellular component (GO): transcription factor TFIID complex
Molecular function (GO): protein heterodimerization activity
Source: RefSeq, a predicted model, not a curated record
ACAACCAUUGCUACAAACUACCCCAGAUUGAGAAAAUCGAGAAGAAAAUGGCGGAACCAAGAGCGCGUGUCGCGAGACACAAGGGCCAGAUGAACUUUCCAUCUGAGCUCCGCCUCCUCCUUCUCGCCUACGGAGAUCCAAGUCCCCAUUCAUCAUUUCCCUCUGAACCUCUUCCCGAAACAGUCCGCGUCCUUGACGAGAUCGUCACCGACUUCAUCCUUGAAAUGUGCCACGGAGCCGCGCAGUACGCCUCCUACUCGCGACGCCAGAAGAUCAAGGUGGAUGAUUUCCGAUUCGCGCUGCGCCGUGAUCCCAACAAGCUCGGUCGUGUUCAGGAAUUGCUACGGAUGGAACGCGAGCUGAAAGAGGCGCGGAAGGCGUUCGAUCAGAAUGAUGAUCAGAUUGCGAACUUGAAGGAUGCUAAGAAGGGAAUCGAUGAACAUGAGGAUGGAGACGCAACUUCGGUUGUAGGGAAGAAGAAUAAGGGCAAGAACAAGAGAGGUGCUAGGAGGGAUUCGGAUGGGACUGAGGAGACGAUCUCGAAGAAGCGGAAAACUGCCGGUCAAGGCUGAGGUCACAGGCUAUUUGGGUAAUUGGGAUUCGGGCGUUAAAGGUUCUUUUUCCAAAGUCUGCGAAAGCUAUACCACCAUCUGCAUUGGAUUGGCGUUUGCGAGGUUAUUUGGAUCCGGUCAUUUUGUGAUUCUAUUGAAGAAACCAGAGUAAAGUGUUAUUUACAGAAGCAUUAUUCCGGUUUUUUAUGCAAUGGGAAAUAAGGACAUACUGAUUGAUAACUACUACAUGAG